Raphanus sativus (radish) is the source of this 878-nucleotide messenger RNA. Its product is annotated as purple acid phosphatase 21-like. NCBI's taxonomy places the organism in Eukaryota, Viridiplantae, Streptophyta, Magnoliopsida, Brassicales, Brassicaceae. The coding region runs from base 24 to 878 and encodes 284 amino acids. The record is from RefSeq and is a predicted model, not a curated record. The transcript is spliced from 3 exons. Gene Ontology annotation, molecular function: acid phosphatase activity; metal ion binding.
ACCUUAAACUAUUUGAAAAGAAGAUGAAAAUGUUUGAACUCUUUCUUAGGUUCAGUAUAUUCUUUUUCUCUCCGUUUUUAUCUCAAGCUUAUAAUCAUGAUUCGAAUUACACCCGCCCGCCGCCUCGUGCAAACUUCAUCGUCUCUCAUGGCCACCCAAACUUCUAUCCUCAACAGGUGCACGUAUCAUUGGCGGGUAUGGAUCACAUGAGAGUAACAUACAUAACGGACGACACGAACGUGGCAUCGAUGGUAGAGUACGGUAAACGCCCAAAAAAGUACGACAGAAAAACAACUGGAGAAUCCACUUCUUAUAGAUUCUUCUUCUACAGCUCCGGCAAGAUCCACCAUAUCAAGAUUGGUCCUCUUCAGCCAAGCACCACUUACUAUUACCGUUGCGGUGGCCAUGGUAAAGAGUUUUCUUUCAGAACUCCUCCGUCCACAUUUCCGGUCGAGUUUGCCGUUGCUGGUGACCUUGGGCAAACUGAUUGGACGGUGAAAACAUUAGAUCAGAUUACAAAACGGGACUUCGACGUCUUCCUACUUCCCGGCGACCUCUCCUAUGCAGACAACCACCAGCCACUAUGGGAUUCUUUUGGCCGCCUCCUGGAGAACCUGGCUAGCACCCGCCCAUGGAUGGUCACCGAGGGAAACCACGAAAUCGAGUCUGCCCGGAUCAUUGAAGAACACAUAAGCUUUAAAGCAUACAAUGCCCGAUGGCUUAUGCCGCACGCUGAAAGCCUCUCUCACUCCAAUCUUUACUACUCUUUUGAUGCAGCCGGUGUCCACAUUGUUAUGAUUGGUUCUUACACCCACUAUGACUCCCACUCUGAUCAGUACCGGUGGCUCCGUGAAGAUUUAAGAAAGGUAACUUACUAA